Molecule: messenger RNA, 423 nt
Organism: Auxenochlorella protothecoides
Lineage: Eukaryota; Viridiplantae; Chlorophyta; Trebouxiophyceae; Chlorellales; Chlorellaceae
Exons: 1
Coding region: 1-423 (140 amino acids)
Source: RefSeq, a predicted model, not a curated record
AUGUUUUCUCUACAGGGCGGACAGAGAGGAAUAGGGGUUUGGGGGGGCGAAUGUCGUCUCUCGGACUUGAAAGGUGCCGCCAGCAUGCGUCUUCAUGCCCUCCGCUGGCUCCCUGCCCUCGUCCUCCUCUCAUCCAAUCCCCCUUCCCCACCUGGGCGUCCGUGGCCUUGGCUUCCACCCGGCCCACGCCCUUGGCUCCCCCAAUCCGGCCCACGCUGGGCAUUGCGUAGCCCCCCACGCCCAGACAGCGGGUGCGCAGCCGCCCUGCCGCUUGCCCUGGCCCCCGCGGCGGAGGCGGCCGCGGGUGGGCCCUGGCCUGGAGUCGGUCGGGGCCGGGUCAGGGGCGGAUACAUGACCUCGAAGCGGGCUGCGUGCGGUAGCGUGGCAGGGCUGGCCGUCCAGUCGGGGGGGUCGCCGCCAUAG